Molecule: messenger RNA, 1385 nt
Organism: Eucalyptus grandis
Lineage: Eukaryota; Viridiplantae; Streptophyta; Magnoliopsida; Myrtales; Myrtaceae
Product: calcium load-activated calcium channel
Exons: 3
Coding region: 488-1090 (200 amino acids)
Biological process (GO): endoplasmic reticulum calcium ion homeostasis
Cellular component (GO): endoplasmic reticulum membrane; cytoplasm
Molecular function (GO): calcium channel activity
Source: RefSeq, a predicted model, not a curated record
AUAACCUGCUCGCAGGCUGAGAGAUAUGUACAGUUUAACCACGAUUUUACUGAUGAAGAGGAACUCAGUGCAUGCGUGGCUAUCGAGCUAUUCGAACUGUGCUGCUUGUAAACUUAGUGAAUUUAGUGCAGAGUUGCCAACUACAAUCAUGAAGCCAAACUCGAUAUUGGUUUCCCUAGAUUAUUCUUGAAGUUGGAGCUUGGUUCACCUUAGUUGAGCAAAGGUUGACCUUACUGGCUACCGCGAACAAAAUCUGCUUCAUCUCUGUGUGUGGAAUUGACUCCCAUACUGAUUACUGCAAUUGGGUUGCUGUAGAACUCACUGAAGAGCAUGUGACAGUAUGAUUCAAGUCAGAUUCUGGCAAGCACUAUCAAGUUCAUCGCCUGUUUCAUCACCUUAUGAAACACCAUACACCAUGCUAGUUUUUCCUAGUAUUCACUGAGCUCCGCCUCCGGCCGCCGCCUCCUCCCCACCACCACCGCCGGCCAUGGCGGCGACGCCCGGCUUCCUCUCGUCCUUCAGGUACGGCGACGCCCUCACCGUCGUGGGGAUCUCCGUCUGCACGGCGCUGGUGUGCGAGGCCAUCUCGUGGGUCCUCAUCUACCGCACCGCCUCCUACAGGGCCCUCCGCUCCUCCAUCGACAAGGCCUCCAAGAAGCUCGAGUCCAUGAAGGCCACCACCGGCGCCUCCUCCGCCGCCGCCGCCUCCGCCUCCCUCCGGAAGCCCUCCAAGGCCAAGAAGAUGGACCGCGUCGAGUCCAGCCUCAAGGAGUCCUCCCGCGACCUCUCCCUCUUCAAGUUCAAGUCCGGCGCCGUCGUCGCCCUCGUCCUCGUCGUCGUCUUCGCCCUCCUCAACUCCCUCUUCGAGGGCAAGCCCGUCGCCAAGCUCCCCUUCACCCCCUUCGGCCUCGUCAUGAAGAUGAGCCACCGCGGCCUCCAGGGCACCGACGCCACCGACUGCUCCAUGGCCUUCCUCUACUUCCUCUGCUCGAUCAGCAUUCGCACGAAUCUGCAGAAGUUCCUUGGGUUCUCGCCGCCGCGGGGCGCCAGCGGCGGGCUCUUCCCGAUGCCGGAUCCCAAGACCAAUUGAUCGAUCGGCUCGGCAUCCGCCUCGGUAUUUCGCGCGGAACUGUUUGAUUCGAGGUCGUAGAAGUACUUUAUCUUGAUUGUUGUAAGUUAGAUUUAUGUGACACGAUGGGAUUCUUCGGUGAGAACAGAAAGUAGGCUGAUUGGGGUUUGGGAUUGCGCCAGAUCGCAAAAGUGCGAGACUUGAAUUGAUCAAUAUAAUUCGCGUAGCGACGAGUUCCUCGUUUUGUUGAAUUAAUGUUUUGCUCUUACGAAUUUCAUGUGUGACGAUGAAUAAAGUAACGAUUUUUUCGGGGCUU